Molecule: messenger RNA, 1864 nt
Organism: Drosophila guanche
Lineage: Eukaryota; Metazoa; Arthropoda; Insecta; Diptera; Drosophilidae
Gene: Ugt37D1
Product: UDP-glucuronosyltransferase 2B20
Exons: 3
Coding region: 233-1864 (543 amino acids)
Molecular function (GO): UDP-glycosyltransferase activity
Source: RefSeq, a predicted model, not a curated record
UCAAAUUCUCAGUGAGUCGCAGCACAACGCGUGCCCGAAAGCGUAUUGUUUUCCAAAUUUGUUGUCUAGUAUUUAAUAGUGUUUUGUUGCUGCGUGUUUUGUCUCUGUAUAUAGCCAAGAGAUUAAACGACUAAAAAAAUCUUAUCAGUGUGUUAUCGCCUCUGCCGACAACCUAUAAGAUACGAGCCAAAGUAUAGAAACCGAUCAGUAUAGACGCGGACAUCAGCGAACCAUGAGUGGAAAUCGAAACACAUUGAUGGGGUGCAGCUUGGGCGGUGUGCUGCUCGCACUGCUGGCCCUGCACUCCCUGCCCCAGAGCAGCGAGGGAUCCAAUAUUCUGGGUGUGUUCACCAGUCACAGCCCAUCGCAUUUCAUAGUGCACAUGUCCAUCAUGAAGACGCUUGCCGAGAAGGGACACAAUGUGACAGUGGUGUCAUCGGUGCCGCCGAAGGUGACCCACAAGAGCAUCAAGCACAUUGUCCUUCCAUUGAGGGACGAGGAUGAGAAGAUGAUCCACGGUGGCAUGGUGGAUAUGGUCAAGCAGAAGCCCUCCAUUUGGACUACCAUGAAAUCGAUUCUUGGUUCGCUUUCCCUGCUUAUAAACACACAAGUGGAUACCCUGGAGGACAAGCGUUUCACGGAUCUCUACAACAACAAGGACAACAAAUUCGAUGUGCUCUUUGUGGGCUUCUUCUUCAAUACUUAUCAGGUGGGGCUGGGUGCAAAAUUUAAUUGUCCAUUGAUUAUUUCGUGGAUGUCACCGCCCUUGAGUAUGGUCAAUGAACUGAUUGGAAAUCCGGAGCUGUCAAGUGUCCCCCAAAUGCAAAUAUCCGUUGCAGCAGGCAAACCCAUGAACUUCCAGCAGCGUGUCGCGAAUUUCUUCAGCACUGCCGGUUUCGGAUUGCUAGGAAAAAUUCUUGACCACAGAUACAAGGGAUUCUAUGAACGCCUUUGGGGCGAUGACAAGAACAUGCCCAGCCUCGAGACAGCAAAGAAGAACGUCUCUCUGGUCUUCUGCAACAGUCAUGGCAUCAGCGAGGGUCCCGUCCGUCCGAAUGUGCCCGCCAUUAUCGAAAUCGGUGGCAUUCAAGUCAAGAGCAAGCCGGAUCCUUUGCCAGAGGAUAUCAAGGAGUUCAUGGAUAAUGCCAAAAAUGGAGCAAUUCUGUUCAGUCUUGGCUCGAAUCUCAAGGCCGAGUAUUUCAAGCCUGAAGUGGUGUCAACCAUCUACAAGACUCUGUCCAGCCUGAAGCAGCGUGUGAUCUGGAAGUGGGAGGAUCCCAAGAACACCCCCGGCAAGUCUGCAAACAUACUGUACAAAAAGUGGCUGCCCCAGGAUGAUAUCCUGGCCCAUCCCAAGCUCAAGCUCUUCAUCACGCAUGCGGGCAAGGGUGGCAUGGCCGAGGCCCAGUACCAUGGAGUGCCAAUGCUGGCCCUGCCCGUCUUCGCCGAUCAGCCGGGAAAUGCAGACAAGAUAGUGGAGAACGGCUAUGGCCUGCGCUUGGAGCUCACCUCCCUGGACGUUAAGGAGUUCAAGGAGGCCAUCAAUGAAAUUGUCAACAACCCAAAGUAUGCCAAAAAGGUGCAGACGUUCUCCAAAUUGUAUCGCGAUCGCCCGCAGACACCCCAGGAGUCGGUUGUCUACUGGACAGAGUAUGUAAUCCGUCACCAUGGCGCUCCUCACAUGCAGAGUCCUCUGGUCCAUAUGGGCAUUAUCGCUAGCAACAAUCUGGAUAUUUAUGUCCUCGUGGCACUGGCACUAUAUCUGAUCUUCCUCAUCAACAAGGUUGUGUGGACGUUUUUGUGGAGAAAAUGUACCGGAAAAUCGAAGAAAGCGCCACAGAACAAGAAGGUUAAAAAGCAAUAA